AUGUCUCGAACAAAUACUUUGUCCAUAAAACUCAACCUUUCUAAAAGAAGGCGACCUAUGACGGACAGUGCUAGCAUCAGUGGUACUAAAACUCAUACAGAAGCAAAGAACAGAAAGACAAGAACUGCUUAUGCUUCUCAUAAAAUUGUGCCCACUCCAAACACAGGCAAUACUGUAGCCAACUUCGAAGGUGAUGGUGGCAUUCCAUUAUCUUAUGUGUACUCUGAAGGGCUCACAGGUUCAUCUGAAUAUGCAUACAUAAUGGAAGGCAGUAGAAGAGAAGUAAUCGAGGGUAAAAUUAGUGACAACAAUGGUAAUGAUGCUGGAAAUAACGAAGGGGCUGAAGAAGCUAGACGUAACCCAGCUAAUGAUAACGGUAAUGGUGGAGGCAGUGGUGAUGACAGUGAUGGAAGUGGCUCGAACGGUAGCGGUGGUGGGAGUAGCAGUUCAGAUAAUGAACAGGCAGACGAAUCAUCAUCCGUACAAGAAACUCUGGAUUACUUAGAUAACCAAAUCAAUUUGCUAUCUGACAAUGUAAACAACUCGUUGAGUGUUCGUGUUGAUAAUUUGGAAGAUCGCGUGGGUAAUUUGUUUGAUAGUGUAGAGGCAAUGAUUGAAAACGUAAACAUGCUGGAGCUUAGCGUCGCUAGAAUAGAAAGACGUAUGAGAGACCGGGCUUCUCAAUUGGAUCUGGCAAACCUCGUGGGUUAUUUAAAUGAAGAUCAAUAUACCUUUAUGAGACGCAUGACUCAAAGAGCGGUCGACCAAGUGUUGAAGACAUUGGAGGAACGUCUGGGUCGUAAUCCCAACAAUUUACCCAGAGCCAAUAACAUGAACCAACCUGUAGCUACUGAAAAUCAACCACAAGCCAAUACGAAUCAACAAUCGCCAGCGGCUAAUCCUCCACAAGAGCAAGCCCCUCCUACUGAGAGACCACAAGAGAAUGGGAACAAUAAUGCUCCUAAUUUCCAUUUCGACAUACAGCAGUUAAUCUUUGUUGAAAACAAUGGUUAUAUUAGGACAUUUACCAUCAAUCAAUAA
Mucor mucedo is the source of this 1041-nucleotide messenger RNA. RefSeq lists its product as uncharacterized. NCBI's taxonomy places the organism in Eukaryota, Fungi, Mucoromycota, Mucoromycetes, Mucorales, Mucoraceae. The transcript has a single exon. The record is from RefSeq and is a predicted model, not a curated record. Bases 1 to 1041 code for a protein of 346 amino acids.